AUGCAACACGAAGUCGUCAAAAAAUUUCUCCACUCUGUUAGAAUUGUCUUCGUCCAGAGUGAGAUUUUCUGUUUGGUUAAUUUCAACCACCGAGAGAGUUACUUUCGUUUGUCGAAAGCCAAGUCUUUUUGCACAUUUGUGGCAGCUUUGGUUUACUGUUCAGUGACGUUUUUUGCCCUUUCUGAACUUUUAACAGAUUUGGCAACGUCUAUUUUACUCAAAGUAUCGUCCUUAUUGAUUGGUUUUUGUGCUUCAAUUUAUGUUGGAACGGUUUGGAUUAACACUUCAAUCAAUGGGACAAAAUUUAUUGAGUUCAUAAAUAAAUUAAUCGAAUUUGACGUUAAAUUACAAAAUGUUUCGCUUAUUAUCAAUUAUGAGAACCAACGAACAAGAAGUAGAAUCCACCUGUUCGUAAGAUAUGUCUUUGUGACCAGUUAUUUACUAUUCGAUUAUUUUGUUCAACGAAAUCAGGAAUAUAAAUAUUACCAAAUACUAUCACAUUUGUCGGGAAUUUUUUUCACAGUUUUUAACGUAGCUCAAUGCUAUUUGACCACUGAAUUAGUUUUAAUGCUCCAAACCCGUUUUGUAAUUCUCAAUAAGCAACUAACUAAAAUUACUGUGAAAAAUUUUGCAACUAAAACACAGUCAGCGGUUCUUGGUAAAAUCUGCACUUUGCAUCACCAUUUAUCAAAAUUGGUAACACGUUUCAAUGAGAUUUUCGGUCUCGGAUUAUUGCUAAUGUUCGCUGUUAGUUUUCUGAUAAUCACACAAGUGAUUUUUGUAAUUUGUGUUCUUGUGCAGUCGGAAAAAAUCGUUUGGUUGCAUUUGGUGUACAUUUCUUUCCUUGGCAUUAUUUGUGCAGCUGAUGUUUUCUACAUUUGUCACGUCUGUUAUGCCACAAUUCAAGAGGUGAGGGCUAAAAUUUAUUUUUUUUAUUUGGUGAAAUUUUACAAGGUGUCCAAGUCGGGAGAACUAAUCCAUAAAAUUGAAACAAACGAGCACGAAAUUAUCGAUAAAAUUGAGAUGUUUUCUUUGCAAAUUCUGAACGAAAGGGCGGAGUUUAACGCCGCUGGUUUUUUCCCAAUUGAUUAUACUUUGGUAUUUUCGGUAAGUUUUGGUUAA
Tribolium castaneum (red flour beetle) is the source of this 1122-nucleotide messenger RNA. It is a transcript of the gene Gr63, whose product is annotated as gustatory receptor Gr63. The transcript has a single exon. Bases 1 to 1122 code for a protein of 373 amino acids. Lineage: Eukaryota; Metazoa; Arthropoda; Insecta; Coleoptera; Tenebrionidae. Gene Ontology annotation, biological process: chemosensory behavior; sensory perception of taste; male courtship behavior. The record is from RefSeq and is marked provisional. Gene Ontology annotation, cellular component: axon; neuronal cell body; membrane.